GGGCUGGCGCGCUGCAGGAGGGGGCGUCCGCGGUGGCCGGCGGUCCUCCCCCUGCGUCUCCGCCGUUUCCAGGGGCGCGCAGGAGCAGCGCCCAGCUCUGCCCUGGCCGGCGUUCGCAGAGCCCCUUCGGGCAGAGGCAGAAAGCCUGGUCUCCGCGGUUCCCGACCGCCGGGCGGACCUGGUCCUGCGCGGUUGCCUCACAAUAAGGAGUGUAGUCGUUUUCCUCCCACGGGAUAUUAAAUAUCGAACGUCUGGCGUCAGUAACGAUAGCUGUUUUUGAGUACUGUGUGCUCAUUACCUCAAUCCUACCGCACUGUUUUACAGUUAAGAUUUUCAAGGCAAGAGGUAGUAAGAGGUUGAGGAAGGACACAAGUUUAAAUCUAGCGGCAAAGCACAGGCCGGUUCCCUGCCCAGCCGAUCUGGGCGAGGCACAGACAUAAUCACGGAAUGGUGCUGGACGUGGGCGCACACACCUGAGCGCUCUCGCAAACGUGCAGGUUUCUGAAUCCUGGUCGAAAGACAGGCAUGUUCGUAACUAUAAUACACAGGACAAUGUAGUAAGUGUCAUGAGUUACAGUCGAAGUAGUGUACCAUCUAGUAUUUAUUCAUUUGCGGUUGGAUUUUAUUUCUCAACAGUGGAGUCUUUUCUCGUCCGAGAGAGUAUGGACUUACAAACUAAGUUAAAAGCAAACUUCUAGAGUUGGUGGGAGGGCAGGCAUUAUCAGUGGACCCUGUCACCACAUGUCUCUCUCCCUCAGUGCAUGAUAUGGUCUGUAAACUUGGGUUUGAAUACACAGAUUACUGUGAUAUCAAUGGUGUUGUAGCUCAGAAUGGUGAAGUGUGCUGGAGAAAAAUCACCGACUGUGUGAGCUACAAAUCAGACCAGAGUCUGGAUUACUCGGGCAGCGUGCAGCAGCUGGGCCCCGUGUGUGAAGCCGUCCAUUCCCACUUCCUGGUUCUGAGCAAGGGGCAGUUCGAAAUGCGAUACACACCAUGGCUCCAGUGGACAAGUUUUCCAGAGUUAUUCCCUGAAAUAUUUGAUGACUUGGAAAGUCUGCCGUCUCCUGCCAUUUCUCUUGGCUUAAUGAAACUGACGUCAUGUCUGGAACGAGCCUUGGGUGAUGUAUUUUUACUGGUUGGGAAGGAAUGCCCCUUUCUCUUAAGAGAUCUGCUCGCCUCUGAGGAGCUUGCGGGAGUCUUUGGGCAGCCUGUGAUGGAUGUACUGAAGGUUUUCCUGGGCUCUCCGUGUGGUCUCAACCUGCGCAACAUCUUAUGGCAUGGGUUUGCGUCGCCACGAGAAGUUUCUCCAAAAUACUGUGCGAUGAUGGUGUUGCUGACGGCAGGAUUGGGCCAAUUACUGAAGAGGUACCUUCAGCAAACUCGGUUUACAUUGGCACACCGGUCUUUCGUGACUUUUACAAGCUUAGAAGAUUUGAUCGUUUUUCCUGAUGUUACUCACGAGAUGCUUUCAGUAUUAGAAGAAGUGAUGGUGAAGUCUACUUUUGUAUUGGAAAUUAUGUUACCCUACUGGGAAACUGCACUGGCCAAGUUCAAGGCACACAGGUUUGCCGACUGUGCCAUCUUGUUACUGACCCAGCUGGAGACUGGACUUAGGAAAGUUUUUGCCACAGUUAACGGAUGUCCAAAGAGACUCCUGACUGCUGAGUCAACAGCUCUUUACACCACAUUUGAUGAGGUUUUGGCAAAACACUUGAACGACGGUAAAAUCAAUCAGCUUCCUCUUUUCCUCGGAGAGCCUGCCAUGGAAUUUCUCUGGGAUUUCUUGAACCAUCAGACGGGUCCCCGUGUAAGAGACCGCUUAAGCCACGGGGAGAUCGAUUUACGUGAAUUUCCAAAGGAGAUGACCAGUCAGUUGCUUGCGUUUUCCCUGGUACUUUUACUCAGAUUCAUCGAUGAAGAUCUGCUAUCAGUGUUUAAGGAGAAGGCAGCGAUAAAGCUGCUCCUUGAUCUUGCAGAAGGCUAUGGCUCCCGCUGCCACCCGGUGUCUCGCCUUAGAAAGCAGCUGCUGAGCUGUGAGAAGAGCAUUGGGGCUUGGCCUCUGCUGCCUUUUCCUGAGGAGCCCGUUCAGGAAGCGGUCAGAUUAGAAGACAGUUCUGAAAUAGAUGCCUGCCACUCCUUAAUCACUAAGAUUCUGUGUGAGCUCUGUCACCACGGGCCUGAGAGCCAUGGUGUUUGUAAUGGCGUGGAUAAACUCCCCCCUGAGAGGUGGCCCCAGCUGCUGGGAGAACUCUGCAGCGUCCGCGUCCCCACUCUGUUCUGCCCGAGAGCUGUCCUGGAAGUGGCGGCCGUGCUCCGGAGCAUCAGCACGCAGUGCCAGCGCGUGUCCAGCCAGGUCGUCGCCGCCUCGGAGCUGAGGCACAGGCAAUGGGUGGAGAGGGCGCUGCGGUCGCGCCAGCGGCAGAACUUCCUGCGCAUGCUGAGUAGUGUCAGGCUCCUGUCCCCUGCGCUUUACCUCAUUCUGUUGCUCGUUGCACUGGAAUUGGUCAACAUCCAUGCCGUUUCUGGGAAAUCUGCUUGCGAGUGUCGGCAGUACCUGAAGUUCUUAAAGUCAAUCUUGCAGUACACUGAGAACCUAGUGGCUUACACCAGCUGUGAAAAGAACAAAUGGAAUGAAACCAUCAGUCUUACACACACAGCUUUGUUGAAAAUUUGGACUUUUUGUGAGAAGAAACAAAUGUUAGUACACUUAGGCAAGAAAUCCACAAGUAAAGCAGUCUUAUGAAAAC
This is a messenger RNA of Microcebus murinus (gray mouse lemur), 2747 nucleotides long. NCBI's taxonomy places the organism in Eukaryota, Metazoa, Chordata, Mammalia, Primates, Cheirogaleidae. The record is from RefSeq and is a predicted model, not a curated record.